Molecule: messenger RNA, 275 nt
Organism: Drosophila erecta
Lineage: Eukaryota; Metazoa; Arthropoda; Insecta; Diptera; Drosophilidae
Exons: 3
Coding region: 66-233 (55 amino acids)
Source: RefSeq, a predicted model, not a curated record
CGAUAUCUUUGUCUAAUUUGCGAACUGGCAUUGCGCACCCCAAAGGAGGGGAAACAAAAUCUUAUAUGACUUUUGAAAGAUACGGUGAAACACCAGCAAAAAAAACCACACUUCUCAUUGAGAAAAAACGGAGUAAAGGGUUCGAGCUGUGCAUGAAUUCAAAAGGGCGAACCAUAAGUCACCGGACUUCGAGUAACAGACAUCGGAAGUUACAGCCAUUCAGGUACACAUGAGCCUGCUGUUUUGCCAUUUUUCUAAAGACUUAAGCUGGUAAA